AUGCCUUCUAAUGAUAAUACUUUUUUAAUCAAUCAGCUUGUUGCUGGCUGUACUGCAGCCAUCUUUCAAACAACAAUAUCAUAUCCCUUCGAAUACAUUAAGACUGGGAUUCAAUUACAAAGGAAUGGUUCUUUCAACGUUACACCAGAAUUGAAAACAUAUUUCUCCGGAUGCUCAGCUUUAAAUGUUGGUGCCGUCCUUAAGACAACACUACGAUUUGGAACAUUCGAUAAAGCUUGUGAUCUCUUAAGAGACCCUAAUAUGCCUAAGGAUGUUUUCCUUUCUGGGCCAAGACUACUAGUAGCAGGUAUGCUAACAGGGAUAAUGGAGAGUGUUAGCAUCAUUCCAUUUGAAAAUCUAAAGACUACAAUGAUUGAAAAUGGCAUUCGAAAAAGCGUAUUAGCUGAUAUUAAAGAUGUAUCUGAUGCAGUAAACAUAAAAGGGAAAUUAAACAUUGCGAAAACUUUUCAUAAACCAAAUGCGCAAUUGACGAAUAAACAAUUAAUGUUUCAACAUUAUGAAAAAUAUCCAUCUACAAACAUUUUUUCCACAGUUAAGGAAAUUUAUUUAACAAGAGGUUUCAGAGGGUUCCUUCAAGGCUCGAUGCCAACAAUGCUUAGACAAGUUUCUAAUUCAGCAGUUCGAUUCACUACAUACACUACUUUGAAACAAAUAUAUUCUUCCCAUAGAACCUUUGAUGAAAAGGCUGCAUUUGCCAUCGGUGCAGUAUCAUCAUGUGCCGUUGUUGCGAUGACACAACCAAUUGAUGUAGUGAAAACAAGAAUGCAAAGUAAAUUUGCACCGAACUACUAUAAAAAUAGCAUUAAUUGUGUGUAUAGAAUCUUCGUCGAAGAGGGAAUAUCUACGUUGUGGAAAGGUUGGAUGCCUAGAUUGUUUAAAGUCGGAUUAUCUGGUGGUAUUUCCUUUGGAGUUUAUGAAUAUGUAAAUAAUCUAAUGAAUACCGUUCAAAAAAGGGAACUAUUUUAA
Molecule: messenger RNA, 987 nt
Organism: Naumovozyma dairenensis CBS 421
Lineage: Eukaryota; Fungi; Ascomycota; Saccharomycetes; Saccharomycetales; Saccharomycetaceae
Gene: MRX20
Product: Mrx20p
Exons: 2
Coding region: 1-987 (328 amino acids)
Biological process (GO): mitochondrial citrate transmembrane transport
Source: RefSeq, a predicted model, not a curated record